GCGUGUAGCAGAAUGUUAUUAAAAUAAUAUACGCGGACGGUGAAGAAGAAUUUCUAACAAAAAAAAAAAAAAAACAUUUUUAUACCAAAAAUUAAAUUCGAAUUGGAAAAUAAGAAAAAAAAUUGCUUUAAACUUUAGUGCGCCUUAUAUUUUGAAGAAAAGAAAAAAAAAUUAAUUUUGUUUUUAAAAUUUAAUUAUAAAAUACAAAAAAAGAAUUUUUGUUUAAUAAAAAGUAAAUAAAUUACAUUCAAAUAAAAAUGAAAUAAAAAAACCUGUUGCCUGUGCAGUUCAACACAAAUACACAAACGAAUAUAAAUUCGACAUAUGCAUGAAAAUACAUAUAGCUACAUACAUAUAUUGGAGUUAAAAAAAUUCCAAAAAUUUUUAUUUUGGUGGAGAACCAUGCAACUUCAAUUUUAUUAAGAAACAUAAUUGAGAACGUUUUAAAUUUAAAUUUUAUAAGUAAUAAACGCUAAUAAAAAUUGAGCUAAAAAAAAGAAUAAAAUAAAUUAAUUUUUAUAUAAAAUUAAGCGGGUUUUUAUGCAUGAUAAUGAGCUAUUUCCUUGGACCCAAAUAUAAAGGAUAUAAAAUACUACUACUUCAGAAGAAUUUUAGAAAGAAUGUAAUAAGUAUUUUACAAAAUAUAUGGGAUUAAUAUAACUUUUCUUAAAUAUAUACAAAUAUAUAUUUUAAAUUUAGAAUAUUAAUAAUACAUACUUAUUGUUGUAUCCUAUUUAAUUUUCUGUUUAAUGUGCAAUCAGUGUAUUUUAAAGCUAGCCAAGAAUUUUCUUAAUAAAAUUCCUAGUAAUUGUAAAUUUAUAAUGUAGAUAGAUGCAUAGUUAAUUAUUUUGUUUCUUUGAAUAUUUUUGAAUAAAACUUACAUAAUUAAUAUAAAUAUAAAAGUGCUUAUAAAUGUGCCUGUUUAAUUGUGUGCUUUUUUAAAAGAAAAGUAAUUGUGUUUUGUCCUAAUAAAUUAAAAAGUAAAAAAUUUUUUGUAUUAAAAUUCGUUGUGAUUUUUUUAAUAUUUUUCAAACUAGAAAAAGGACUAUUUUUUUACCAAUAAACAAAAAUAUCCAAGGAAUCUGUCAAAUCUGACGUUUUAAAAAUUUAUUUUUAUUUUUGUUAUAUUUCGUUCAGCAUAUUUCUGUAUAGGUAGUAUAUCCUUUUUUUAUGCAAGUAUUUGUGAUCCUUUUAUAUGAAUAAAAGAAAAAAAUAAAAAAAAAAAGAAAAACGCCUUUGUCUCAAAACUUUUUUUUUUAGUUGCAUUCUUGUAUUCGGUCUGUCAAAAUUUCAAUAAGUUCAAUUCCAAUAAUUAAAUAUUGUGUGUUAGAAAAAAAAAAUAAAAAUUUUUUGUCAAAUAAAAAAAGUAAAAUUUUUUGUAUAAAAAUCUAUAAAAUAUAAUUGUGAUUAAUUUAUUUAAAAAUUUUCUACUGUGGAUCUCAUAGAAGCAUUACAAAAGCAACUUUCUAGUUGCAAUGCACUUUGUAGUAGUCGGUCUACAAAAUCACGUCUACAUCAAAUUGAAGAUGAUACUAAUACCAAUAGCACAUCAUCAUCUGUUAUUUGUGUUGUAGAUGCAAAUUUACCAAAUAAUAUAACCUGUGCUCCUUCUGCUACUGCAAAAAAAUCAACAAUCGAUGGUAUUAUUUUAAAAAAAGAUGCCAUCAUAAUAUCAAAUGAUGAUAAUAAUAUAAAUGUUUGUACAUCAAAUAAAACCUCAACAACACCUGGUAAUAGCAACAGCAGUAGUAGUUGUAGUAAUAAUUGUAGUAGUAGUAAUACUAAUAACAAUUCAUCAUCAUUAUUUAGUAUUCAAUCAACUACUAAUUAUUUAAAAAAUUUAUCAAUAAUGGGUGCUGUUAGAUCUAGAUCUAUUAUUCAAACAACGGAUAAUGGAUCCGAUUGUAAUAGUGGUAAUAAUGGUACCAGUAGUAGUGGAAUUAAUGGAAAUUAUAAUAAAAAUAAUAUUGGUUCAACUAUUAUUAUAACACAGGCAUCAUUAAAUAAUAAGGAUAUGAAUUUAUUAAAUAAUGGUGGAAAUAAAUUUGGUAAUAAUGGAAAACAGACAACAUCAUCAAAUAAUCGUCAUGAAAUAUCACCUGCAUCACCAACAUCUGGUUAUUCAUUUAGUACUAGUAGUAGUAAUAAUAGUGGAAGUAAUCAUAUUAGGCAACCAAGUGUUAGAAAUCGUCCAACACAACCGAUGCCAACACAUGAAGAAUUGGAUAAAAGAUUUGCAAAAAUUUUGGCUUCUAUGGAUUUACCGCCAGAUAAGGCAAAACUUUUGAAAAAUUACGAUGAUGAAAAGAAAUGGGACAUAAUAUGUGAUCAGGAAAUGGUGCACGCCAAAGAUCCACCAUCUCACUAUUUAACCAAAUUACGAACAUAUUUAGAUCCAAAAGCUUCACGUAGUCAUAGAAAACGUAAAAUAGUUGGUGAAUCAACAUCAACUCAAGUGCUACGCGAUUUAGAAAUAUCAUUACGUACUAAUCAUAUUGAAUGGGUAAAAGAAUUUUUAGAUGAUGAAAAUAAAGGUUUAGAUGCUCUGGUAUAUUAUUUAAAUUUUCGAUUAUUAAUGAUGCGACAUGAACAACGUAUUCAAGAAGCUCGUUUUGAAUCUGACGAACGUUUAAAUUCGGGUACAUCAAAUAAUGUAAAUACAUCAAGUUCUAAUGAUCAUCAUCAUCAUUCAAUAUUAAAUGAUUCAAAGUUAAGUAAUCAAAGUAAUAGCACAACAAAUGGAUUUAUACGUCCAGCAUUAGGUGAAGUGCUUGAUAGUCCAACAAUAAAACGACGUUCACGACAUAUAGCCAAAUUAAAUAUGGGUGCUUCAACAGAUGAUAUCCAUGUUUGUAUAAUGUGUUUAAGAGCAAUAAUGAAUAAUAAAUAUGGAUUUAAUAUGGUGAUACAACAUAGGGAAGCAAUCAAUUGUAUAGCACUUAGUUUAAUACAUAAAUCAUUAAGAACUAAAGCAUUAGUAUUAGAAUUGUUAGCAGCCAUUUGUUUAGUUAAUGGUGGUCAUGAAAUAAUUUUAUCAGCAUUUGAUAAUUUUAAGGAAGUGUGCCAAGAAGAUCGAAGAUUUCAAACACUCAUGGAUUAUUUUAUGAAUUAUGAAUGCUUUAAUGUUGAUUUUAUGGUAGCAUGCAUGCAAUUCGUUAAUAUUGUUGUACAUUCAGUGGAUAAUAUGAAUUAUAGAGUUCACUUGCAAUAUGAAUUUACCGCACUUGGAUUAGAUAAAUAUUUAGAAAAGUUACGAUUAACCGAAUCCGAAGAGUUACAAGUUCAAAUAUCAGCUUAUUUGGAUAAUGUAUUUGAUGUAGCUGCGCUCAUGGAAGAUUCUGAAACAAAAACUGCUGCUCUUGAACGCGUACAAGAGCUAGAAGAUGAUUUGGGUCGAGGUAUGGAUCGGACAGCUGAAAUGGAAAGAGAUUUCAUGUGUAAAUUAGCUGAAUUGGAAUCAGAGUAUAAUCAAAUUAAAGCAGAGCGUGAUAAUUUGGCACAAUAUAAAUGUAAAGCAGAAGAAGAAAUUGCCGCAUUAACUAAGAUUGUUAAACAAAAUGAGCAAGAGUUAAGAAAUCGUGAUUCAAUGUUAGAAAGCAAAAAUCAAGAACUACAAAGCUUAACGUUGUCUCUUCCAAGAUCCGGAAGCAACCAUUCUACUAUGAAUGGUGGAGAUUAUCAUAAUGGUAAUGGAACGAAUUCUCUGAAGGGUAAUAUCUCGACAAAUAUAACAUCGACACCUGCACCUCCUCCUCCCCCGCCACCUCCAAUGCCAUCAGUCGCAACAGCAGCUCCACCGCCGCCAGUUCCUCCUCCUCCACCAAUGAUGGGAAAUAAUAAUAUCCAUAUGAUGAAUGGUUACAGCAUGCCAGAUGGUGGUCCAAAUAAAUUCAAUCCUCCUAGAGCUCCUCCGUUUCUAUCGACAUUUGCGCCACCAGUUGCUGGUCAUAUGCCAGCCCCAGAUGGAGCGAUGACAAUCAAACGUAAAGUUCAAACAAAAUAUAAAUUGCCAACACUUAAUUGGAUUGCACUGAAACCAAAUCAAGUUCGUGGUACAAUUUUCAAUGAAUUAGAUGAUGAAAAAAUACACAAACAAAUUGAUUUCAUCGAUUUUGAAGAACGGUUUAAAAUUGGAGUUGGUGGACCAAUGUCAAAUGGAACCCAAGAAUUGGAUGGUAAUUUAUCGACAUUCCCAAGUAAACGUUAUAAGAAGCCAGAAAGCGUUUCUGUUUUGGAACACACGAGAUUACGAAAUAUUGCAAUAUCUCGUCGAAAAUUAGAUAUGCCAAUCGAUGAUUGCAUAGCUGCAAUAAAUAGUCUCGAUUUGAAAAAAUUAUCGUUGGAAAAUGUAGAAAUAUUACAGAAAAUGGUACCAACUGAUGUUGAAAUUAAGGCAUAUAAAGAAUAUAUUGGGGAAAAGAAAGAUCAAAAUUUACUGACGGAUGAAGAUAAAUUUAUGUUACAGCUAACAAGAGUAGAAAGAAUCCAAUCAAAAUUGCAAAUUAUGAAUUAUAUGGGAAAUUUCUUCGAUUCCUUACAUUUAAUAAGUCCACAAAUUUAUUCAAUAACUACUGCCGCAAAUUCACUUAAACAAUCACGUAAAUUUAAAGCUGUGUUAGAAAUAGUUCUUGCAUUUGGAAAUUAUUUAAAUAGCAGUAAAAGAGGUCCUGCAUAUGGUUUUAAAUUACAGAGUCUUGAUACUUUACUAGAUACAAAAUCAACUGAUAAACGUGUAUCGUUAUUACACUAUAUUGUUGCUACAAUAAGACAAAAGUUUCCAGAUUUAUUAAAUUUCGAUACAGAACUAUUUUGUAUUGAUAAAGCUUCACAAGUAUCAUUAGAAAAUGUUAUAACUGAUGUGCAUGAAUUAGAAAAGGGUAUGGAAAUGGUGCGAAAAGAAACGGAUUUAAGAAUAAAAGGUGCACAAAUACAUAUAUUGAAAGAUUUCUUAAAUAAUUCAGAAGAAAAAUUAAAAAAAAUUAAAAACGAUAUGAAAUUGGCCCAGGAUGCAUUUAAAGAAUGUGUUGAAUAUUUUGGUGAAUCACCUAGAAGUGCUGAUGCAAGUGCAUUCUUUUCAAUGAUUGUAAGAUUUACUAGAGCAUUUAAGAAUAUUGAUCAAGAAAAUGAGCAACGAAGACGGCUAGAACAAGCUGCAGCAUUAGCAGCAAGCAAAAAAGAAAAUGAUCAAGUUAUUAUGAGGAAUAAAGUAAAUCAAAAGAAACAACAAGAAGCUGUUAUUAAUGAAUUAAAAUCAAAGACGAAUGCCGUCCGUGAAAAGAAAUUAUUGCAACAGGAUGAAGUUUAUAAUGGUGCCUUAGAGGAUAUUCUAUUAGGAUUGAAAAGUGAACCAUAUCGAAGAGCAGAUGCAGUUAGACGAAGUCAAAGACGCCGAAUCGAUAGUAAUCGACUUUCAAGAACAAUGGAAGAAUUAGAAGUUUAAAUAAAUAAAAACAACACAAAAAAAAAAAAUAAAAGUUAUUUAAUUUUCAAAUAAAUUAUAAUUUAAAAAAUUUAUAAAAUAAGAAAAUCAAAAAAAAAUUUCUUUUGUAUCAAAUUUGUGAAACAAUUAUAGAAUUUCCUUUCCUGUUUUCAUUUUCGUUUUCAUUUUCUUAUUAAAUAUUUGAAAAUUUAUUUUGUAAAUUUAUAAUUAUUGUAUAUCUUUUAUAUAAAAUUUAAAAAUUUCAAAAUUUGAGAGAAAUGAAAACAAUUAAAAAUAAAAUAAUAUAUUUUUAUAAUUAAUAUAUUAAAUUAAAAAUACUUUUGUUAAAAUAUUCGGCACAAAUUUAUAAAAUGAUAUGAAGCAAAAAAAAAAAAUAAAAAUUUUAAAAUAUAUUUUUUAAUAUUUGCAAUAAAUAAUUUUUGGGAUUAUCAUUUAAUUUAUUGUAAUUAACUAGAGAAAUAUUAUAAAAAAAAAUUAUAAAAAUUUAUUGAGGAACUCUUAUUCUUAUUCAAUUUCUUAUUAAAAUUAUAAUAUUAAAAUAUUUAAUACAAUUUACAUGUAAAAUAAAAAUUUCAA
Messenger RNA from Condylostylus longicornis, 6016 nucleotides. It is a transcript of the gene Frl, whose product is annotated as formin-like protein. Gene Ontology annotation, molecular function: small GTPase binding; microtubule binding; actin filament binding. Gene Ontology annotation, biological process: actin nucleation; regulation of cell shape; cortical actin cytoskeleton organization. Gene Ontology annotation, cellular component: cytosol; actin filament. The record is from RefSeq and is a predicted model, not a curated record. The transcript has 9 exons. Lineage: Eukaryota; Metazoa; Arthropoda; Insecta; Diptera; Dolichopodidae. Bases 1850 to 5440 code for a protein of 1196 amino acids.